AUGCCCUUCCUUCAUUGGGAAGAGGACCGCAAGCGCGAGAAGAUGGCCAAGAUGAUUCAGAAUGCGACUGAAAGAAGCCGCGAAAAACGCGAGAGAAACCAAACCGAAGACAAGCUAAAAAGAGUUGACAAACGUACUUAUGAGUUUGAUGGGAGACCGGCGCUACUCAAAUCCAGCCUGCCCCCCAUCCAGCACCCUAAAAAGUUGGACUCGAGUCACGACAAGAUCAUUCAAGACGCUUUGAGAAGAAUUUCAAGUGGAAUACCGAACGCAUCUCAUCCUAGCGACUUUCCCGAGUCCGCGAAUGCUCUCAUUCGAGGAGACCGUAUCGAAUACGAGUAUGACAAGGACGGUCGGAAGGGCUGGCCCGUCGCAAAGCUACACUUCGAUAAACACGGGCGGGUCAAAUCGAAGAACGAACUGGGUCAGUUUCUCCUUGACGCAGCAAGGCUCUACGAAGCAAUUUCGAUGCAUCGAGACCAGCAGCUUGUAGAGGAGUACCUUCACCAUGAUCCGCCACUGCACCCUCGACGGACGCUCGAUCAGUCCUACUACUGGACGCUGAAGACGACCAAAACCCGGGACAGAGACCAGGUAGUCUACCGCGGUACCAUGAUGGACGAUAGAAAUAUGCAUAAAUUACGCAAUAGUCAAGGCAAAGAAUGCAAAGAAAAGAAGAGCAAAAAGCAUCUAGAAAACCCCUAG
Messenger RNA from Colletotrichum spaethianum, 705 nucleotides. RefSeq lists its product as uncharacterized. The transcript has a single exon. The record is from RefSeq and is a predicted model, not a curated record. Bases 1 to 705 code for a protein of 234 amino acids. NCBI's taxonomy places the organism in Eukaryota, Fungi, Ascomycota, Sordariomycetes, Glomerellales, Glomerellaceae.